This is a messenger RNA of Rhodofomes roseus, 1431 nucleotides long. RefSeq lists its product as uncharacterized. The record is from RefSeq and is a predicted model, not a curated record. Lineage: Eukaryota; Fungi; Basidiomycota; Agaricomycetes; Polyporales; Fomitopsidaceae. The coding region runs from base 141 to 998 and encodes 285 amino acids. The transcript is spliced from 6 exons.
CGUCAAGCGCGGCCACGGUUGACAUUGAGUGUUCACAACGUACUGACGAUCGUCGUCGCUUGAUCCUUCUCGACUCCGUUCGCCCUGGCUCUUUGUUGACUAUUAGCUCAGGUUAGCCGGCGGCUUCACCUUGCCCCAUCAUGUCCGCGAGCCAAGGUCUCGACAACCCACUGUCCAACGAAGUCGUCCGCACCUUAGCCAGCGAACUGCAGAGACUUCGGAGCCAGGUCACCGAACUAGAAUCGGAAAGGCUGGAGCUGAAUGCCAGAGCGCGUAGUGCUGAAGCUCGGAUCCAAAAGCAAUGCGACGACAUGAAACUGCGCUUCGAUGCAAGGAUCGCAGGCCUUACAAAGGAAAAUGCACAGCUUCAGCAGGACUUGGAUGUUGCGCAAAAGGCCGCGGCAGCCAGCAAGAAGAGCCUGCAGAAGAACAUGCGGGCGAACUCCAAGAAAGCCAAACGAGAUCUCGACGAGAGAUCACGUCAAAUUAUGGCUCAGCGGCUCGAACACAACUCCGUCGUAGAGAAGUUGAAGAAACAAGUCUCCGAAUUGACGGGGGCACUGGCACGCAAGCAAGUGAGGGUAGAUUCUGAGAUUGACCACGAUACGGUGAGGAUCCCCACAGCGAGAGCUAGUAAAACCACGAGCGCGCAGGUAUCCGCCGCAGUAACUCGGAAGGGUGCUUCGCUGAGCAGUCCUUCCGGUGGCAUGACCCUGACACAGGCUAAGGAGGUCAAGGAGGAACAGAAUGAGGUGAGGCUGCACACGGAUCAUACAGCUGGCUCACUGGCAGCCAGUGGCCUCACCGCCAGAACCCGGGUCCCCGUGCGACUUGCGAACACACUGGCAACUUCAGACACAUUAGGAUGUAGAAUUCGUCAAGUGUCUUCAAAUCACCUCUCACACAAGCGUGCAUCAGAUGACGACCAGGGCGGCAGCCGCAAGACUCGGAAGCAGAUGCUCGUAAAUCCGUUCACGCUUUCGCGCCAUAGCAGUUGAGCGAUCACUGUCAGAUGGCAUAGGCGUGGCCGAGGUGCUCUGUGGACGAUGUUCUCUUCUUCGCCCAUACACUUCCUAUCCCCACGUUGCUAUGAUCCUGCUCCACGCCCUUCCCCGGGACAAUGCUUUCGAACUGCUCUGAUCCACGAUGUUCCAUCCAAACUUGCUUGUUAUAUGGCGCGUAUCGCCGUGCUUACUUGCUCUUGCGUCGGACGGUUGACUGUGGUGCAGUAGUCGUCACAACUUGAACCGACGAGCAGAACCACUUGAGGCGCAGUUCACCGGAAUCUCCAGCUUCGCUGCAUAGGCACAAAGUUACGAUCCAACGGUUCAGCCCAGAGUAACUACGGUAACGGUGUCAACUAGACCCGGGCCUUCAUCUCAACGUCAGUUCGAACCAAUGAUGCAGUACCGCACUCACACCCCGUUCACG